AUGAUGCAUGCGCUAUGCUGCGAAGCACAGUCGGACGCUGCAAGUGAAGUGCUGUUUGGGUAUGGGCCGAUAUCAGCAACAAGUGAAGCCACAACCGGAUCCUCAAGCAAGCCCCAUGAGGUUCUGGAUUCCCACAGGGUUUGCGAAGAUGAUGAUGAGGUUGUGCAUGCGGGCUGCGAUCCACCUUGCCACAAGAGCAUGUUGCUGACCUUCACCACUAGAACUGGCGAGUCAGAGGUGGAGUUCCACUCAAAGCCAUUGGGUAUCCGCUUCUCCCACGUCCACCCCUACGUUGUUACGGCCAAGGCUGAGCGGCCGGAUGCUCCAGAAGUCUCGCCAGGGUGGAUUCUGACUCACGUCAAUGGCAGAAAGCUGCCUGUCAGCUGGAGGCUAGCGGAAGAGAUGCUCAAGGAGGCUCUUCGAUGUCUUCCACAAGCCACGAAGAAAACUGCGAGGCAUGAGGUCCUGCCGCAUGCGCCCCGCAGAAGAUCUGUCGUGACAGAGGCUAUCGGGAUGCCUGCGACGAAGGGACGCUUCGAGGCAAAGUCAGGUGAGUCGGCAGGUGUUUUCGAUUGGGUGCCAGCGGGCUCGCUCGAACACAGCAUCACGAAUUAUGAGGUCGGCUUGGCCCGCUUGUUGAACGGACCCCAGAAGCAGUACGACUACUUGAAAGGCAAGCCCAGAUCCUGA
Symbiodinium sp. CCMP2592 is the source of this 690-nucleotide messenger RNA. The record is from the annotation of a GenBank genome assembly. Lineage: Eukaryota; Dinophyceae; Suessiales; Symbiodiniaceae.